GACCGUUAUUUCUGAUACACAGGUGGACGUUUAAAGAGACAUGGGGGUAACUGAUUUUAGCAAAGAAAAACGUGUUUAAUUUGUAACCAAAGCUGUACCACUGGCUCUCAGCCUGACAAGAGGGGCAAAAAACACUGCUUUCCCAUUCCUUUGUAGGAAUAAUGCAGCUGCCUGUUCACAAUAUUGGAAUAAACCAGCAAGUGGGUUAAGAACACCCCAGUUAAGAAAUGAGAACUCUGAGGCUGUUGUGGAUUGCACUGGGGGUCGUUACCACUCUGGCGGUGUUCUUUUCUUACCAGGCUGUGAAACCGCACAUCGAGAGCGGGCUGCAUGGAUAUGUGUGCGUCUCUACUGGUCGGCCACUGGAUUUCCACUGCAAACAAUGUGCCUUCGUGUCCAAUUCGGGUCAGAUGCUGGGGGCGCGGAAAGGGAGAGAGAUUGACCAAUCGGAUUGCGUGGUGCGCAUGAACAACGCCCCCACCCUGGGGUACGAGGAUGACGUGGGCAGCAAGACCAGCCUGCGGGUCGUCUCGCACACCAGCGUGCCGCUGCUGCUCCGGAACGAGACGCUCUUCUUCAGACAGGCGGCCGACACUGUGUAUGUGGUCUGGGGGCCUGAGAGGAACAUGAGGCAGGAUGGGAGGGGCAGAAUCUACAAUACUCUGGUGAGAGUGACUGAGAAGUACCCUGACACUCGCAUCUACAUGCUGACCAGAGAGAAGAUACUUGAGUGUGACCGUGUCUUUCAAAAUGAAACUGGAAAGGACAGGAUUAAAUCUGGCACCUACCUCAGCACUGGGUUCUUCACAAUGAUUCUGGCUUUAGACAUGUGUGACAGUAUUCAAGUCUAUGGGAUGAUCAACGAUAACUAUUGCAGCAGAGCCAAUCUCAACACAGUGCCUUACCAUUACUACGAGAACGGGAGGCUGGAUGAGUGCCAGAUGUACAGAGCCCACGAGAAAGCAGCCACGGGAGGCCACCGCUUCAUCACAGAGAAAGCCAUCUUUGCAAAAUGGGCAACACGCAAAAACCUGACCUUCUCCAACCCCUCCUGGGCAGAGAGCAACCCUGUUUAAGAGCACUCGCCAGUUCUCUUUGAUUAGUAUUAUAAGGGGUAUUGCAGUAGUAACUACCAGAUUGACCGCUAACCAAAGAUUAUUUGGGGCAGUUGAAUGACGCCUCUUUACUGACAUACUGUAGGGACUACAGACAGUAGGAUUGUCAAUGCAUAUAUUCUUUACAUACAACAGUAAAUGUAUUAGAUAUUGGUUCCAGUUUAUCAGAUAAUGCAGUGCUAAAUGGUGCUUAUGGAUUGUUACAUGCCUGCCUACUCAAUGUUUUUGUAUUUAUUGCUGUAUAGUAUUGAAACUACAGUUCAGAAGUUAUAUGUAAUGUGUGUGUGUGUGUGCAAUCCUCUCUGAUUGGGGUGAUACUUGUAAUAUGAAUGGGUACCAGCAGGGGGCACUAUCACGUUUACUUUAUUAAUAACGUAGUGCACUUUUGCUUCUGCGUCAGUUCCUAUUGAAAACUUUUGUGUCUUGCAAGAAGUGAUUUAAGUGUACAGGUUAGAACUGAACUCUGUGGGCUAACGUAUCAAACCACAGUGGGCAGUAUUUACAGUACCUAGUCAAAGCAAGACGCUGUUGACUCCUUUUCAAAUGCACUUUUCUGUUUUCAAGUAAGUGGGACUUAUCUAUUCCACUGUAAGUACAACAAGUGUUCAGAAACUAAGAAUGCUGCAGAGAGAUUGAAAUCAUGUGCAAUUCUGUGUUGAGGUAAUGUGUGAUACAUUUGCUUAUUUCCAGUAUUAAGCCUUAUUGCAAGGUCUUUGACUACUUCUUGUGACUUACAGCUUGUUAGAGUAAGCACUUUGGAGAUGAGCUGUAAAGGCUAAUUAUGGAUAUUGUACCAAUGUACACCUUCUGUUUACAAAAUGCAUUUUUUAUAAUGCACAGCAUUUGUAUAUUGAUCACUGAACUAAGGAAAAGAUUAUGCAUGCUUUAUUGAUCUUUUCUAAUACCAUCUCCCCCUGUAACUCAAUAGCAUUUUUGUUUUUUACCCCCAUUUAUUAUUUAAAAGUCAAAGCAGCCUGGGAGAAUGUAGCUUGAUAUAAUGUUGCAAGGAAGCUAGAAUUUAAAGGUUAAUCACAUCUCUUAUACCAGAUAUUUUACAGUUUAGCUACAUGAAAGAGCAUGCAAUCUAUCCUCACAUGUAUUCUUGUUGUACAGUAAAUGUUUUGCUUAGAUCUAUUAUGACUUGUAUGCUGGGGUAAACAAACUUAAUCAAUAAUGGGCCCUAUAAAUUCUUGGGUGAUGUUCCUGAUACCCUGUAAAUGUAAAAAGGAAACUCUUAAAUGGCUGCAUUUGAGUGCCUGCCUUUGUCUUGCCUUACUUUGUAUUGUAUACAGUAGUAUAAAAUAUUGAUUUCCCUGCUACACUGAGCUCUGGACAUUUCUCAACCAAAGAACAGGAAGGAAUAGUCACCGGAAUGUUAUGCCCAAAGUCGAAACAUAUUAGCGAUUGUAUUUUUGUUCAGCUUGCUCGCUGGUAUUUAGUGUUGUGUGAUAUUUGCACCAUAUUAAAAUGGAGACCAGCAUUACUUUUGUUUGCUCUUACAAGAGGUAAAAGCCUUGGUUCACCAUUCUCUUAAAGUAGAACCAACCUUUUUUUUGUAAAUGUAAGUUUAGUGUGUGUACCACUUUCUGUAUUUGCUUGAACAGUUGGAGAAAUGCACAUUUAUUAAAAAAUAAUGUAUUUA
Molecule: messenger RNA, 2757 nt
Organism: Polyodon spathula (Mississippi paddlefish)
Lineage: Eukaryota; Metazoa; Chordata; Actinopteri; Acipenseriformes; Polyodontidae
Gene: st6galnac4
Product: ST6 (alpha-N-acetyl-neuraminyl-2,3-beta-galactosyl-1,3)-N-acetylgalactosaminide alpha-2,6-sialyltransferase 4
Exons: 6
Coding region: 228-1076 (282 amino acids)
Biological process (GO): oligosaccharide metabolic process; ganglioside biosynthetic process
Molecular function (GO): alpha-N-acetylgalactosaminide alpha-2,6-sialyltransferase activity
Source: RefSeq, a predicted model, not a curated record